Messenger RNA from Cetraspora pellucida, 438 nucleotides. Lineage: Eukaryota; Fungi; Glomeromycota; Glomeromycetes; Diversisporales; Gigasporaceae. The record is from the annotation of a GenBank genome assembly.
AUGUCAAACCUACUUAAACAUAUUCAAGAAAAAAACGUUAGAAAACUUGCAAAAAAAGCGACACAGGUCCCGUCUGAUAAACUUCCUCCCGUGCUUCAAAACCGUAAAACAGCUACUUUGGUCCUCAAAGCUCUAAAGAAAGAUCAAUAUAUGCCCGCUCUUGUAUUUGAGUGGAAUGAAGCAGGUUUCAAUGAUGUUCUCACUGCUUCAGGUUUUCGAAAUGGCAUUGCCAGCCAAAAUAAGGCUAUGAUUAUCACAAAUCUUACGACAAAUGGAGCAACAAGCUAUAAUGAUGUUGGCAUUGCAUCAACCAGGCUUCCAGAUGUUUGCACUUCAGUCAUCAGAAUUAACCGAAUUACUGAGCGUGAUACAGGCACACCCUCAACUGUGUUUGAUCUCGAGGACUAUACAAUUGUCUUUGUCAUCCUUAAUAAUUGA